Messenger RNA from Frankliniella occidentalis (western flower thrips), 2269 nucleotides. RefSeq names its product SET domain-containing protein SmydA-8-like. NCBI's taxonomy places the organism in Eukaryota, Metazoa, Arthropoda, Insecta, Thysanoptera, Thripidae. The record is from RefSeq and is a predicted model, not a curated record. Gene Ontology annotation, molecular function: protein binding. The coding region runs from base 449 to 2164 and encodes 571 amino acids. The transcript has 8 exons.
UAGCUUGACGUUUUUUGGAUACCAUUCGCAAACCUCUUAACCCUCGUACGUGCUUCCGUUCUCAUGAUUCGGCGGAAUACCCAAUUUCACGCAAGCCACAAGUGGGUUUGGAGUGGCCGGCGCCGGCACUGGGCCUUACUAUCUCGCACUCGAGGAGCGUCCGCGCGAUCAAUGACUGCAUCCAUAACGUCACGACGGCCCUCCGCGACCGCGAUUGGCGGGCGGCUGCCAUGUCAGCGACGUCAUGCCUGUUUACCCGACUUCUUGUCCGCCCGUGUCGACUUCUCGGAAAUCAGCUAAACGAGGACCUCAAUUAAGAAUUUGCUGAUACGUCCCCGGCGUGUUGAAUUUCAGCCAUCCGCUCCGCUCACGCCUGGCUGUUAAACCCAGUCAAGUAUUUGUCCACUAUUUUAAAAGUACUUUUCGUGAGUUUUUUCAGGCGUCACCGAUGCCGGCCUGCAUGGUGUGCGGCCGGCCUGCAGGACAGCGGUGCGCGGGCUGCGGCGCCGCCUACUACUGCGGCAAGGACCACCAGAAGCUGCACUGGAAGCAGCACAAGCCGGGCUGCUCGCCGGUCAAGGAGGCCAGCUCGGCGCAGCUGGGCCGCUACCUGGCGGCCGCGCGCAACCUGGCCGUCGGGGAGGUGGUGCUGCGGGAGGCGCCGCUCAUCGAGGCGCCGCCCCCCAGCACGCAGCCGGUGUGCCUCACCUGCUACAAGCCGCUGUUCGAGGCCUCCGCCAAGGAGUGCGAGAGGUGUGGGUGGCCGAUGUGCGGGCCAGAGUGCGCCAACAACCCCAAGCACCGCGGGGAGUGCAGGCUCACGGUGCAGAAGAGAGGCGACAAGAUGAACAUCCGCAACUUUGGGCUGCCGCACCCCAGCUACCAGUGCAUAGCCACUCUGCGCUGCCUGGCGCUCCGGGACAGCUCGUCCGCAAAGUGGCGCCGGCUGCUGGAGAUGGAGUCGCACAGCGAGCAGCGCGCCGGCUCGCCCCGGCAGGAGCAGGAGCGCUUCGGCGUGGCCCUCUUCAUCCUCCGGGUGUUCCCCAAGCUGCGCGACAUCGACAAGCUGACCGAGGAGGAGAUCCUGAACAUCUGCGGCAUCCUGCAGGUGAACGGACACGAGGUGCCGCUGAGCGAGCCGCCGUACGUGGCGGUGUACGACAAGGGGUCCCUCUUGGCGCACUCGUGCCGCGCCAACUGCGCCAAGAGCUUCUCCUCGGCCGGGGAGCUGGUCGUGCGCACCGCGCUGCCCGUCAAGGCGGGCGAGCCGCUCACCAUCUGCUACACGGACCCCAUGUGGGGCACGGCCGCGCGGCGCCAGCACCUGUACGACACCAAGUUCUUCUGGUGCCGGUGCGAACGCUGCGUCGACCCCACCGAGUUCGGCUCCUACUUCAGCGCGAUCGCCUGCCCCGGCGGCGACGGCGAGCAGCCGGACUGCCCGGGGGCCAUCAUGCCGGACGACCCCCUGGUGGAGGGCGGCGCGCCGGAGGGCGGCGACCCCGACAUGGGCGAGCAGCAGUACUGGCGCUGUCCGACGUGUGACAUCAGCAUGCCGCAGGGCUCGGUGCUCUCACUGCUCAGAAGGGUCGGCGAGGACCUCAGCGAGCUGGACAAGGACGACGCCGAGGCCUGCAGGCUGUUCCUGCAGCGCUACGGCGGGGACGAGUUCCCCCUGGACCUCAAGGAGAAGGACGCCGUGCGCCGGCCGCUGCUCUCUCGCAACCACUUCUACCUGACGGACGUGCGCCUGGCGCUGGCGCAGCGCUACGGCCAGGACGGCGUCGACGCCCAGCAGGGCCUCCGACAGCUAUCUGACGGCGAGAUCGCCCACAAGCGCCAGCUGUGCCGUGAGCUGCUCAAGCUAGCCGAAAAGCUGGUGCCAGCCGAGCAUCGCAUGCGGGGGCUGCUGUGGUUCGAGCUGCACGCCGUGGAGGUGGAGGCGUCGCGGCGUCGCGGCCUCGAUCAGGGCCCCGACCCCGCCGCCCUGCGCGUCAGCCUGCUGGAGUCCCGCCGCUGUCUGACGGAGGUCAUCGAGCUGCUGCGGUGCGAGCCCCCCGAGCUACCGGAGGGCAAGGUGCUGCGGCAGGCCCGCCUCAACUUCAAGGAGGUGGAUCAGCUGCUCUGCGCACUGCACCACGCCGUCGGGGACGCACCCUUGUGAUAUCUCGUCAUUGUCAUCGCUUCAUGCUUAAUCAUCCUUCAUCCGCAAAAGUCUCUUCACAGCCUUCGCCUUUCAUGUUUAUAAAUAAACGAUUUUUUUGUUCUU